CUAUCUCUAAUUUGUUUAUAGUCUCAGCCAUGGCAAAGAAACCUAGCAUGGGUCGUCAAAAGAUCAAAAUUGCCAAGAUAGAAGUCAAGAAUCACCUCCAAGUUACCUUUUCAAAACGUCGUUCUGGUCUUUUCAAGAAAGCUAGUGAACUAUGCACACUCUGUGGUGUUGAAAUAGUCAUUGUAGUUUUUUCACCCGCAAGAAAAGUUUUUUCUUUCGGCCACCCUAAUGUUGAGUCCAUUAUCGAUAGGUUCCUAUCAAGAAAUAAUCUUAAUAAUAAUCCAAUCGCAAAUAAUUCACUUCAUCUUGUUGAGGCUCAUCGAAAUGCUAGUGUUCGUGGGCUCAAUUUGCAACUUACUCAAAUUCUUGGUGAGCUUGAAACUGAUAAGAAAAGAGGAGAAUCACUUGAUCAAAUGAGGAAAACUAGUCAAAGCCAAUAUUGGUGGGAAGCUCCUAUAAGUCAACUUGAUUUGCAUGAACUUGAACAAUUAAAGGAUUCAAUGAAGGAUUUGAAAACAAUUGUGACUAAUCAGGCAAGCAAGUUCAUGAUUAAUGAGACUGCUAAUUCUUCUUCUUUUUUUGGUGUUAAUGGUAAUGGGAUUUUUGACAACUAUGAUAUCAAGCCAGCUCGAAACAUAGUUGCUUCAAAUAAUCUUCACAACCAUAAUUUUGGUUUCGAUUCAGCUGCAUUUUUUUAAUUCUUUUGUGGUUCUUCAGUAUGUGGUGCCUGCUUUGGGCCUGACUAAUUCUCGCCGGAGAACUUACUUUACUUUGGGUAAAGCUAGCGUGCUCCUUAUGCCACUCCAUGCCAAUUGCCAUGACUAAGAAUGGGGGACUAUACUUAUCACCCCAUCACAACCUUUGAUGGACCCUUUUAUUUUUAUUUUUAUUUAUUAAUUAAAUCCAACUAGUACCUCACUAGCUGGCUUAAUUUGCUCGGAGUUUUAUAGUUCUCAGUUUGUGUAUUUAU
This is a messenger RNA of Lycium ferocissimum, 970 nucleotides long. Its product is annotated as agamous-like MADS-box protein AGL62. NCBI's taxonomy places the organism in Eukaryota, Viridiplantae, Streptophyta, Magnoliopsida, Solanales, Solanaceae. The transcript has a single exon. The record is from RefSeq and is a predicted model, not a curated record. Gene Ontology annotation, molecular function: DNA-binding transcription factor activity, RNA polymerase II-specific; RNA polymerase II cis-regulatory region sequence-specific DNA binding; protein dimerization activity. Bases 30 to 698 code for a protein of 222 amino acids. Gene Ontology annotation, biological process: positive regulation of transcription by RNA polymerase II.